CGUUGCUGGCUGAAUGGCCAAGCGGCAGCGGGAAUGCCGAGGAGUGAUGCAGAGGCUGGCUUUUGAUGUCGGGAGCGUUGUCGAGUCAACCCGGGAGGAAGUGGGGGAGAUGCAGGUCUGAUAGCAGCAGCAGGAGGAGGAGGUAUUUGGGCCGCCUGUGCGUUGGGCGGUGACUGUUUACGGUUGUGCCAUAGAAACGAGUAGCGGCGACAAGGGGAAGGAGCUGCUGGGUCUGUGACCGUUCACGGCAGAAACACUUGAGGGCACAUCCAGAAGAUUGUUAUCCAUUUUAUAUGACAUGGAAGACAUUAUGCACCCUCCGAGUUUCCUGCUGUACGAAUUGAAAGCAGCGUGUGUCACUUAAGGAACGACAGAGUUUAUUGAACCCAACAAGGCAAAACCACUUGUGGAAAUACUAACGAUGUAAAAAGUGUGCAAAAUCAGGAUGGGUCCAGAUGUCCCACUACUAAAUGACUACAAACAGGAAUUCUUUUGGAAACGAUUUCCACAGACGGCACUAGGAGGACCACGAUUCAAACUUGGAUACUAUGCUCCACCUUACAUCUAUGUUAACCAGAUCAUCUUGUUCCUGAUACCAUGGGUUUUUGGUGGUGUAGGGACUGUUCUUUAUCAGCUAAAUGCAUUAGAAGAUUAUUGGGCAUCAAUCCUUGCUGCAGGAUUGAUGCUGCUCGCAGCCUUCAUCGUUCAAGGCAUGAACUUGUGGGUCAGACAGAAGAAUGUGACUGUUGAAACAUUCCCAUCUGAAAAUACCUUGGCAGAUGAGGAUGAAUUUGAUUUUUCCAGCUGUGCUGGGCCAGAGACAAUAAAAUUCAUCAUACCUGGAAAAAAAUACUUAUUCAAUACAGUCUUUCACUGCAUUCUAGCUGGAGCAUUAUGUGGCCUUGGAACAUGGUAUUUGCUACCUAACAGGUUAAUGAUACUAUAUGCCAACACAGGGGCCACAGUUGUGCUCUUUGUUUUUGGUUGGGUGACUGUGUGCAUUGGAGAAUAUUCAUUGAUAAUAAAUACUGCUGUGGAGACUGCUACAUUCCAGCCACAAGAUACAUAUGAAAUCAAUGCGCUUACCAGACCACUUUAUAUUUUUGCUUUCAUUGCAGUGGAUCUUGCCUACAGAUUUACUGUAAACCCAACCCUGCUUCAAAUAAAUCAGAUUUUGCACAUUAUUUUUGUAUUUCUGCCUGUCCUCUGGGCAGUUGGUAUUUUGCCUCCUGUGGAUGCACUGUUCUUAUGGCUUCUCGAGCAAGUCUUAGAAUUUGGGUUUGGAGGUUCACCCAUGGCAACCAAUUUAAGGCUGUUGCUUAUGUUUAUUGUGUCUGUUGGAGUGGUGAUUGCAACAUUCUUUAUCCCCAACACGCUUGGUGUGGUGCUGUUCACAACUGGAAUGGGAUUUAUACUUAGUCUCGAUCUCACCCAAGUUGAGGCUUCAUUCAGAUUCUGCUGCAGAACAGCUCGUGCCUCAUUGGGAUAUCCUAAACAUUUUAGGAACCGAAUUGGAUGGCAGCUUGGCUGGAAAGAAGCCUUGAUUUAUACUAGUCUUCUCACAAUGACACUUGCAGAAGCUGGUUUAUUGCAUUCCUUUGCAAGAAGAUCAACUACAUCUAGAAUAAGUCCUCAGACUAUAAUAAGCUAUAUCUUAAUAAUAACUCUGGUAGUAUGGAAGAUUUUCCAAGAAAUUCAAAGUGCAUAUAUCCUGUUUGGAUUCUUUCGAAAUCCUUUAUUUCCUAAAGGCAUUAGAACUGUGAAAGUUUUUAAGCACAAGCAAGCAAUAUUGAUGAAGGCUGGCUUGAUUCAAAGGAUUCUUCUCAAUCUCAUCUCUCCAUUUGCCAUGGUAGCCUUUCUCUCUGUUGAUACUUCACUGCAGGACCUCCACACUGCAUCUCUUUGUAUUGGAUUCACACGGGCAUUCCGAAUAGUGUGGCAGAAUACAGAGAAUGCACUAUUGGAAGUGGUAGUGAUAGCAAUUGUGCGACUUUCCACAUUGCAUUCAAGUUUGGUAUGGUGGAAUGGUAUAGGUACAGGAAUCCAACUCCUAAUGGUCGGUAUUAUACGAGAUCGUUUCUUUCAAGCAAUUUCCAAGCUCAAAUUUGCUUUGACUGUACUCAUUUCCUCCUGGACAGAGAAGAAGCAGCGCCGAAAGUCUUCUAGCAUCAUAAUUAUUUUAAAUAUUAUUCUGUUCCCAGUUGUGCUGACGAUCAUAGUUCUUGCUUCAGCACUUUCGGCACCUUUACUUCCACUGUUCACACUUCCAGUGUUUUUAGUGGGAUUUCCAAGACCUAAUAAGAGUUGGCCCGGAUCAGUGGGUGCUGCUGCAUGCAUAUGUCCUGAUUCUGUAUAUUACCAACAUAUGAUGCACAACCUGGCUGCUGCAUUUUGUACAGCAUUUUCUGCUGGCAGUAUGGGAAACUCUUCACCUGGCUCUCAUUUCCUGUGCCGCUUCCAGGACAGACUGAUUUGGGUCUUGAUUUUGGAAAGAGGUUUCGGUUAUUGCUGUAUUAGCGUUAAGGGUUUAGAGCUACAAGAGACAUCAUGCCACACUGCUGAAGCUCGACGAGUGGAUGAGGUGUUUGAAAUGGCCUUUGAACAAGAUGACCAAGCAAAAGCUUGCCCUAUAAAUCAGCAUAUUGGCAACAUCUUGACUCCAUGUGCUGUACUACCAGUAGAAGUUUACUCUGAUGCACGGAAUGUUUUAACAGGAAUCAUUGACUCUCAUGAAAAUUUAAAACAGUUAAAAGAAGAUUUUGCUAAAGUUUUAAUUUGGGUACUCCUACAUUAUACUAAUAAGUCAAAAUCUUCUGAAAAUGUUCAGGACAACCAGCCAUUACAACAAAAUAUAACCUGGUCAGAUGAGUAUACAAUUACUUCAGUGCAAACAGAAUCUUCUAAAAGUCCCAAAGAUUCCUACAGCAUAAAUUCAGAAAUAUUUAAUGAAUGGUCAGAUGGUGAUAUGUUUGAACUGGAGUCCAUUGGAAGAAAGACUAGAAUAAGUUUAGUUAAAAACACCACAGAUGUGCAACAAAUGACUACAAAACCUAUAAUAACAUCCAUUCCAGGGAGUCUUGAAACACAAAGCUUAGCGCCUGAUAUGAAUGAUGAAAAAUUACCAAAAAGAACUCCUACGUAUGGACUUCCUGCUACUGACAAAGGAAGAGAAAGACAUAUGGAAACUGUUAGCUGUGAAAUGGGCCCAGUGGUUGUUUUCAGUUCCCCUUACUCAAGUAAGCUAAAAGUGCCAGAAAAUUGGCGAUCAGGACCUUUCCCUUCUCUACUGCUUCAAGAAUUGUUGAAGUCCUUCCCUGAGGAUUGGUAUUCAUUUGUUCUUACUCUCUUGGAUGUUGUUCACUCUGAUGAAAAAUCUUCCAUUAUCUUUGAAGUGAAAGGAGAUGAGACUUUGAGAGAUAUGUAUGCCCAGGUGGUGAUGACUUGUUAUGGUGUAAUGUUAGGAACAGACUCUACAGUCCCAAGCCCCAAUCAAGUCUUCAAGGUGUAUUCUGGUGAUAUACCCUGGUCUUUGGGUUUAGAUUGGCUGACUCAAAAGCCAGAGCUGUUCACACUUGCUCUAAAGGCAUUCAGGUAUACCUUCAAGCUGAUGUUUGACAAAGCCAGUCUAGGUCCAGUUGAAAAUUUUGUCGAGUUGGUGAAUUAUUUGGAAGAAUAUGAGAGAGACUGGUUCAUUGGUAUGGUGUCAGAGCCUCAGUGGCAACAGGCUGUACUGCAGGAAAAACCUUACCUCUUCUCCUUGGGAUAUGACCCCAGUCUGAGCACAUAUACAGGACGUGUGUUGUCACUGCAGGAAAUGUUAUUGCAGGUUGGACGGUUAAAUGCAGAAGCAAUACGAGGCCAGUGGGCCAACUUGUCUUGGGAACUUCUGUAUGCCACAAAUGAUGAUGAAGAACGAUACAGUAUACAAGCACAUCCUGUGUUACUGAGAAACUUAACAGUGCAGGCAGCUGACCCUCCCCUUGGCUAUCCCGUUUAUUCAUCUACUUCAAUUCAUAUGCCUUUGUUCUAAAGAAUUUCAUCACAAGUUCUAAUCAGUGUUCAACACUGAAUUAUUACUGUGGGAACAAUGGAAGUAAAAUAUUUCCCUCAUUAUUGAAAGUUGAGGCUUGGCACUUUGUAGAAAUUAUUGCUUUGAACUAGUACAAAUCAGUGCUUUGCUAGAUACUUCAUGUAUCAACUAUGCAAAAAUUAUUGAAUUUAUUGCCAGGAUAAUUUUUGGUAUUUUUUUUAUCUUCCUGAUUAUUUUUAAUUAGUGGAUUUUUACAGUCUUUUUGUAUCCCUGGAAACAAAAGGUCAGGUGGGGUGCUAUCGACUGGAAUUGGUCUCAAAUGUGAAUCCUCCAUGUUUUAAAAGUAUGCCAAAGCUUGGGUUAGGGGUAAGAUGAUUGAGAACUGUGAACCUGUAUCUAAGCGUGUGCCACUAGCUUUGAAGAGGAGUAUGUGUUGUACACUAUUUUCUGCAUCAUAAGUUUAAUAUGUGUUGAAUUGUAAAAGUAUGGCAGCUUAUUGAAAAAAAGUGGAAUGAGGCAUUUUUAAAAACCUUCAUUCUAAAAUAUCAUUUCACUACACGAAUGUAAGUAUAAGGAAUAAAAGAAUUUACUGUAAAAUGUUUACCUAGUUUUUCCCUUCAAAUCCUAAAAAUUAUUGCCAUGAAUUACCAGUACUAAAAAAAUGAUUAUUUUUGAUAAAAUACCUCUUAUUUGGCUUUAAAGUUACAGUAACUUCAACAUCAAUUUAACAGAUCUUUGAUUUAAACUCAUAACUUGCUUGAUGUGGAAAAGUCUUAGCAAAUCAAUUUUCAAAUUUCAUGCUAAAAUCCGUCCUUGGCACACCGCUAUUGCAACUGCUCAUUUUAAACAUAGUGUAUGUAUAUUUUUUCUGAACUGUUUUCUUAUGCAACCGUGCAAAUGGGUUUAUGAUAGCUAAUUUGGAAUGAAGUAUUGUAUUUCUUUUUGUUAGUUUUAUAAAUUGUAACUUUAAAACCUGAAAUGAUGAACCAGCACUGAGUAUUACAGCCCCAGAAUAAGAGUUCAGGUUCAGUUACUAUUUCUGCCCACUUACCAAUCUGAGUUGUGUAGAGCGUAGGCUGUAGUAACAAUUUGCCAGGUGGAAAGGAAAAUCAGAAGAGUUGCGUAUAUAUGGUCCUUAAUGGCUACUAGCAUAUGCCAACAAAAAACAUUGGUGACCAACUGUUAGUAGUCUGACUGACCAACCUAUUAACCCAUACAUAAAGGAAAUAAUGUUUAAAUAAGUUGCACAACACUUGGAAUAAUAGUAAAGCAAGUUCUUCUUUGGCUAAUCAAUUUCAUUGUUAAAAGGAUUGUUUUCAUUAAGAAUCUACAAGUUUGAAGGGUGCCAGAAAGCAUACUUCUCUGAAAUGUCUGUGAGCAAACAUUUUUAAAGCAACCAUGCAAUAAAUUGUAUUGAACGUGAUUAAUCCUCAAAAAAGUGCCUUUUACUUUUAGUGCUGCAUAGUGUGAACCAUUUAGUGUGUAUAAUCUUCAUUAUUUUAUUAUCCCUUAACACAUAAUUUUAUUAUCCCUUAACACAAUUUUAUUAUAAGUUUUUAAAUGGAUGGGCAAGUACUGUUUUUCAGAUGAGCAAAACAUUUUCAAAUCAAAUUUAUUAGAAGCAUAGGUUAUCAUAUGAAAUUACAAUGAAAACAUGUACAGCUGUAUUUCAUAACUUUUAUGACUGUUUCCAGGUUAAAUCUGUAUAUAUUGGAGAACCUUAACAGUUUUGUAUACCUCUAUAAAAUUAAAGUUUAUUUCUACAUCA
Messenger RNA from Carcharodon carcharias (great white shark), 5798 nucleotides. It is a transcript of the gene pcnx4, whose product is annotated as pecanex 4. NCBI's taxonomy places the organism in Eukaryota, Metazoa, Chordata, Chondrichthyes, Lamniformes, Lamnidae. Gene Ontology annotation, cellular component: membrane. Bases 446 to 4030 code for a protein of 1194 amino acids. The transcript is spliced from 12 exons. The record is from RefSeq and is a predicted model, not a curated record.